Messenger RNA from Vicia villosa (hairy vetch), 731 nucleotides. RefSeq lists its product as uncharacterized. The transcript has a single exon. The record is from RefSeq and is a predicted model, not a curated record. Bases 117 to 584 code for a protein of 155 amino acids. NCBI's taxonomy places the organism in Eukaryota, Viridiplantae, Streptophyta, Magnoliopsida, Fabales, Fabaceae.
UUUACAAUCAAUUCUUCUUAAUCUUUUUCUCUUAUUCUCUAUUCUCUCUAUUAUUGUUCAUCCUUUUCUCUUCUUCAAGGUACAACUUAAACCAAUUUAAUAGUAAUAUCUAACAAAUGGAUUCACAAGUUUGUGAAACUUUAGCUUAUGAUGUAGAAAUCAAGGGUGAUAAUCUUCUCAUGUCACUAAUGGAAGAGUUACCAUGUGAUGAAAAUGAUGAUGAAAGAUUAGAUAUCUUGAUAAGAUCUUUUGAGGCUGAAAUUAGUGAAAGCAAGAUGGGUGAUCAUGAUGAUUUAACAAGUAUAGAAUCAUUACAAAUGAAGAGAAAUUUUGAAGAAAAUUACAAUGAAUCAUGGAACAUAGGACAAGUGGGUGAAGAGCAUGAGUUUGGGGUUGAAUGGGUUGAUAUGGAUUUGAUACCAUCCUUCCAAUUUGAUGAUGGAGGUUGGGAGUGUUUUGGAGAUGAGAAAGAUGUGAUGGUUGAUCAUUUAAUGGUUUGUGAUUAUGGGUUUGAGUUUGAUAGGGAAGAACAUGCUUACAAUUCAUUUUGGCAAGAGAAUUAUGAGAUGGAUUUGGUUCAUUAGUUUGUCAAAUUGCUUGGGUAUAUAGAAUAUACUCAUGUUUUGUAAUAAAUUCCCAAUCCUUUUUUUUUUUAAUGUAUAAUUGGGUUGAGAUUAUAUGCAAAAAAGAGUUUAUGAAUUUGAAAAUCUAAAUAUGAUUUUUUUUUUAAA